Rhagoletis zephyria (snowberry fruit fly) is the source of this 960-nucleotide messenger RNA. RefSeq lists its product as uncharacterized. The record is from RefSeq and is a predicted model, not a curated record. Lineage: Eukaryota; Metazoa; Arthropoda; Insecta; Diptera; Tephritidae.
UGCUCGUGACCGACGCUAAGUACAGCACCGAAUCCAACACCGCCGCCGCCUCCGCCUCCGCCGCCGCCGCCGCCGCAGCCGCAACCACAACCACAAUCACAUUAUAUGACUCAUUCACUUCAUACUGCACACUCUACACACUCCACACAUCAUACACAUUCAUCCAUAGUUUCACAUUCACAGAAAUUUCGUAAAAACAAUAACGCCGCGGCCGCUGCCAAUUCAAAUAGUAUAUUUAGUCAGCGCGCAACUUCAAUCCCCAACCACAGCAGCAACGCGGCAAUGGCAUUCAAGCAAGGCUUGCCCACAGCAUCAUCGAUUUACCAAAGGAACAAUAGUCGCCGGUUGCAGAAUAAUAUGUCUGCUGGCGGUAUGAUGAGUGUGGUGCGUGCUGGUGGUGGUGGUGGUGGUAGUGGCGGUGUCGUCGCCACAACCAACGAGAAACCGCUUACCUUUUCCACUUCAAAAUCGACAACUGCAAAUGCUAACUCCAAUCAGAGUCAUCAGUUUACAAAUUAUACAAAUUGCGACAACUCUAAUAGGAAUAGUUGCUAUAAUGCCGCCACCAAUGUCGCCGAUACCGCUGCCGCUGCCGCUAUCACAACCACAGCUACCAUUUCCAAUCCUAAUAACGACAACAAAAAUUAUAGUUACCAUAAUUCAUGUAACACAAAUGCUGACAUCAAUAGCCACCAAAUGAAUGCCGCUGAUGACGUUGAUGACAACGCCGACGACGAUCUGUUGAUGAUGACCGAUAACACUACAACAACUAUUAAUUGUAAGUUUUUAACACAGCAAUACUAUUUAUUAUUGGCUUUUAGCGACCAACAAAACAAAACUACUCUGACUGGAUAUCGAUUUUUCCUCUAUACUCCUAAUUUUCCUUUAACUGUACCUAUUUAUGUAUGUAUUUUAUCAAUUUACUUUGAUUUACAUAUUACUUUUAUUACGAUUUUACAC